Messenger RNA from Protopterus annectens (West African lungfish), 1566 nucleotides. RefSeq names its product microfibrillar-associated protein 2-like. The transcript is spliced from 8 exons. Lineage: Eukaryota; Metazoa; Chordata; Ceratodontiformes; Protopteridae. Bases 456 to 905 code for a protein of 149 amino acids. The record is from RefSeq and is a predicted model, not a curated record. Gene Ontology annotation, biological process: embryonic eye morphogenesis. Gene Ontology annotation, cellular component: microfibril.
UAAUUAUCUUCCCUUUCCAGUUUAUAUUGUGGUUUGCUUUCCUAGCACAGAUUCCAGUUGUUUUCAAGACUGAGGAGUUAGAGAAAUUAAGCAAAUGAAGUAAUGAAAGCCAAGCAUCAAAGUCUGUAUUGUACGUAGCCCUGUACUCAUUUGUUGAUGGCUGUUUACAUGUUGAAUGGUACAGUUGGGGUAAAGCCUAAAGGGGAGUGCAGCAUGACAAUCCCCUGGGAGUUAAAUUAACAUAAUCUGGUAAAGAACGCUUGGCAGUUUUCAGCUGAUUUGUUCAUCAUCGUGACACAAACCCAAAGUUAAAAACUAAACAGGCAAGCAACUUAAGGGCUGACCAGAUUUUAUAACUUCAGACAUCGGGGGAUCACCAUCAGGACAGGCAUUCAAAGAGUAACGAAAACUGACUAAAACACACAGCUGGGAGUCCUGUGAAUUACACUGCCACGAUGGAUCAUAAAGCUCUGCUCUUUAUGUCCUUGCUUAUGCCAGUACUGUUUGUGAAGCAUGUUACAAGCCAGGAACUCAGAGGUGAUGAUGACCCCAAUGGAGAGAUAGAUGAAGCAAUAACUCAUGGUCCACGGCCAUUAACACCAGCUCCUGAAGAAUCAACUGAUCAGCUCCCACAAGAUUGUCGUGAAGAGCAGUAUCCCUGCACAAGAUUGUAUUCUGUCCAUCAACCACGAAAACAAUGCAUGAAUUAUCAGUGCUUCUAUAGCCUUCGCAGAAUGUACAUUAUCAACAAGGAGGUAUGCUUCCGUGUUGUCUGUGAACAGGAAGAGAGAUUGCUAGCGGAAAAGUGUCGUGAGAGGGCUGGUUGGCCUCGCCGUCUUCAAAGAUCAGUUAAAGAUCGGUCAAUAGUGGCGGCCAAACAAGCGGCAACAGACAGCAAAGAAUGACCUUCUUAUAAAGUGAGGACAUAAUGCGGAAAGAAAGAAAUGAGAAUCAAAAGGACAUGGAACUAACGCAGGCUGCAAAAGUGCAUUCAUUUUGGUUUAAGUAGAUGUGUCUUUUCAUAAAACAAGGAAACAGGUACAAAUUGAUCUGUUCUGAGAUGGUAAAGUCAUUCCUCUCAGUCUCAAAAAGAAAAAAUAAAUGCAAUGCCAUACUCCGUGUACUGUCAGUCAACAGUCAAUUAGCAGGCGUAGAAGGGAAACACUCUUCUCUUGAACUUUUACAAUAUGGCUGCCUUUUUUUUUAACCUUGAAAGCCCACUAGACAUAAGCAUCCAUUGCUCAGUUUAGUUUGUAGCAUGAGGACUUUAGCUAAGCCAAUGGAAGUUACAAUUACUGCAGGUUUUUAAGAACAUUCUUUUAAGGAGCACAGGAACAGUUUCCAUGUUAUACAUGAUUCUGCAAAGAAGUCUUUUGCAGUGCAUUCAAUAAGUUUAUGUUGCAGUAAGUUAAAAUUUUUAAUGGCAAAAAAGUGAUAACACAAAUAUCACCUUUUAUUUCUACCCAGUCCUGCCUGUGUUACAAAUACGCAACCUAUCCAUCCUCUACUUAUUAACCAGAAUUUAUUUAGCAAAUCCAUUGCACACGUCUAUAAUUCUAUCAAAAA